Suhomyces tanzawaensis NRRL Y-17324 is the source of this 1848-nucleotide messenger RNA. RefSeq lists its product as uncharacterized. The record is from RefSeq and is a predicted model, not a curated record. Gene Ontology annotation, cellular component: mitochondrion. The coding region runs from base 1 to 1848 and encodes 615 amino acids. NCBI's taxonomy places the organism in Eukaryota, Fungi, Ascomycota, Pichiomycetes, Serinales, Debaryomycetaceae. The transcript has a single exon.
AUGUUGUCCAGAAUCUCCAGAAGUUCAAGACUUUUAGUCCGCGACUUGAAGCUCGCCAGAUCUACCCCUGCCUUACCAUUCAAGAGAUUUCAAUCUACACUCAAAUCUGAGCCAACUGAGGUUUUUACCAAGAUUUCAGAUGAUAAAGAUCCACAGAGAAGUGCCUUCUUUCAAUACUCUUGGGGUUCGUGGUUGAGCGGUGACAAGGCUAAGAAAGCCCAAAGAGAAACCAGAUUCUCAAUCGAAGGUGCUGCCAGCCUUUUCAAGGAGUUGCAUGGAACUAGAAGUGACUCCAAGAAUGUCGAUAAGAGUGGUGAGCCAUUCGUCAGAGCCCCAUUGACAUUGAAAGAUGGAACCUCUGUCUUGAGCAGUAACUUGACUAGUAAGAUCUUAGGAGAUGGCGAAUUGAGCAUCAAGUCCAUUGCCAGUAUCCACGAGGGAAAGCACCACAGAGUCUACAAAAUCUCUUUGAACACAGGAAAGGAAUUAGUUUUAAGAAUCCCUUACAAGUUAGAAUCUGACUUUGCCAUUCUGCAAAAGAUCAAGUCUGAAGUUGCAACCUUGGAUUUUCUUAACUUAAAGCUUAAUGCUAGCGUACCAAAAGUGCUUGCAUACGGUACCUCCAAAUCCAACCAGCUCAACAGCCCAUUUAUCUUGAUGGAAUUUAUCGAAGGUGAUUUAUUGAUGAAGAACUGGGAUCCAUUGGCUGAGGACAGCGAGGAGACUCAAUCCAAGUUGAAAUCAGUCAUUGAUCCUAUUGCCGAUUUUCAAGAAAAGGCCUUGAGUGUCACAUUCAACAAAUUCGGUUCAUUGUACUUCCAUGAUGAUGUUCCAGCUGCCCUUCAGGCUGAUGCUCCAUAUGAUGGCGAGGAGAACCCAUUAUUGAAGAACAGAUGGAGAAUUGGUCCAAGUAUUGAAAAGUCGUAUGCCAAGAACAAGAACAAGUUGAGUGAGGCCCAAGUCAACCAAUUCAACGGUCCUUGGAGUGCUUCCAAGCCAUUGGAAUUGAUCUCAUCUUUGGCUGGAAUUGAAAUUGAAAACUUAAGAAACGAAGCUGUGCACUCCAACCUUGAGGAAAGUGAUACCCAUAAACAGCAAAUCGAUACCUUUGAAAACCUCAAGCUCCUUGGAUCCAAAUUAUUCAACCCAGCCUCUCCUUCUAUCAUGAACGUCGAGGAAAUGUUCAAGCCCAGAUUGUAUUUGCCUGAUUUGGACCCAUUGAAUACCAUCGUCGGAAAGGAUGAGAAGCUUACCUUUUUUGAUUUCGAGUACGCAUCCAUUAAGCCAUUCAUUUUGACCAAUUACCCAUCUUUUGUUGCCUACCAAGGUGUCAAGAUUUACAACUUGGAAGAGGAUAUUCCUGGUUACAGUGAAAUGGACGAGGUUGAGCAACAGCAAUAUCAAUUUAUCUAUUACAAGACCAGAAACGAAAGAUUAUGGGAAUUGGCAUUGAACGAAAGACGUCACGAUUUGAUUGCCAUUGCCUCCCCUCACAUUAAGGUAUUGAAGAGUCCCUACUUACAAGCUUUGGAAUUCAAGACCCCUAAGGACUACUUGUAUAUUGAGAGCUGUAUCAUUCAGCUUAGAUCUAUGUGGGAAGCCUACGUGAGCAAUUCGUUAUGUAACAGUGAUGAUGCCAAGUUCCCAAUUGAGUAUGACGAGGAUUACUUGACUCAACACGAACAACAAUUGAUGGCUUACCAAAACGAAGUUCUUUCAAGCCCAUUUGUCGCUACUGGUGGAUGGAUUCCUCAAGACAUGUUCAACACCUUGAAGGAACAAGGAAUGAUUGUUGAGGACAAGGAAGGAAACUAUAAGAUCGACAGCGAGAAGGUUUUGGACGAGUAA